Coffea eugenioides is the source of this 1051-nucleotide messenger RNA. Its product is annotated as 2-hydroxyisoflavanone dehydratase-like. NCBI's taxonomy places the organism in Eukaryota, Viridiplantae, Streptophyta, Magnoliopsida, Gentianales, Rubiaceae. The transcript has a single exon. Bases 81 to 1037 code for a protein of 318 amino acids. Gene Ontology annotation, molecular function: hydrolase activity. The record is from RefSeq and is a predicted model, not a curated record.
AAAAACAAUGAUGUUAAGUUCUAUUUCACCAUCUAAACUAAGCACUGGUAAAACAAGAGAGACAAUUUCCAGUUCUUUCCAUGGCUUCGGAUUCAAAAGAGGUUGCAACUGAUCUUUCUCCACUCCUUAAGGUAUACGAAGAUGGCAGAGUGGAGAGAUUCUUUGGUUCACCAUACGUUCCACCAUCACCAAAAGAUCCAUCCACUAGUGUAUCAUCGAAAGACAUCACCAUUUCAGCAGACUUUUCAGCUAGACUCUACCUUCCAAAUGUCCAAGACUCGAGCAAGAAGUUCCCCAUUUUAGUCUACUUCCACUGUGGAGGCUUCUGUACUGAAUCAGCCUUUUCCAUUCUCCAUCAUCGUUAUCUCAACCUACUAGUCUCUGAGGCCAAUGCACUGGCUGUUUCUGUUGAGUAUAGACUAGCUCCAGAAUGCCCUCUACCAGCAGCUUAUGAAGAUUGCUGGGCUGCCCUUCAGUGGAUCUCUUCCCAUGUUGUUGUCAACUCCGACACGGAUAAGGAACAUUGGCUGCUGAGCCAUGGAAACUUUGAUGAAGUUUAUAUAGGGGGUGACAGUUCUGGUGCCAACAUAGUUCAUAACAUAGCCAUGAGAGCUGGGGUUGAGAGCUUAGAUGGGGAUGUGAAAAUCUUGGGUGGAUUUCUGUCUCACCCUUUCUUCUGGGAUCCAGAAAUUAAGGCAGAAAAUGUUGAAGAAACUAUGCUGUAUAGAGUUUGGAAGCUUGUUUAUCCAGCACCUCCAGGUGGACUUGACAAUCCAAUGAUAAAUCCCUUAGCUGAUGAUGCACCUAGCUUAUCCCAACUAGGGUGUUCGAGGUUAUUUGUGUGCACUUCUGAGAAGGAUGAGUUGAGAGAAAGAACAGGUCUUUAUGUUCAGACUUUGACGAAAAGUGGUUGGAAAGGUCAAGUGGAGCUGGUUGAGAUUGAAGGAGAGGAUCACUGCUUUCACAUCUUCCACCUCGAGUCUGAGAAAGCCAAGAGCCUUGUAAAGCGUUUAGCCUUUUUUAUUAAUAAUAACUGAUGUUGUUUUGCUUU